UUUUUUCUCUCUCAUUUGUGGUUUGUAUCUCAUGAAGUGUGAUGUUUCUAGGGUGAAACUGGUGGAGAAAUGCCUGGAAGAUGUAAAGGCAAAACAGGAAACUAUUUAGUCUGCCGGCAGCACAAGAGAUUACAUUGAAUACAGUUUUUUGUUUGUUUUUUUGUUGUUUUUUUUCUGCACAACCUUAAAUGAAGAAUCUUAAAUUGCAUUCCAGAAGCAGAAUUGACUCCCUGCCUGUGGUCCCAUUCGCAGACGUGCCAAGUCGCCAGAGAAUUGCAGUGAAUUAUUUAAAGGCCAAGACAAAUAAAUGUGAGGGUGAACUUUCAAGUUGAUAUUUUAUAACAUUCAACAGCACUCCUUCUUCUGGCAGCCGUCAGAUGACGUCCAAUUUUACAAACCAAACUGGCUUCCAGAGUAAAACAUCCAGAUGUUGGUGGGUUCCACUGAUCACGGCUGCUGGAUAACUGGCCUCCUGGCGGCAGCAGUGAAACGUUAGCAUGUAGCUGGUGGGUAUUUUCCACCCAAAAACGAAUAUAAUGUGGAACCACUUCUCUCACCACAGGAGAAAGGAACCACUGUAAGAUAUAAAUCCCUUCAGCUUUCUCCCCGAAAAAUGCAUGUUUUAUAACAAAUCUUUUCUAAAUGUGUUUUCAAUCAUUUAUUCCUACUACUUAACGUCUAAUAAACUGGUGUGAAAUCCAUCAUUUGAGGCAUUGCAUUACAUCUGAUGUCUGACAAUAGUUUCACUUGCACUUGCUGCAGAGACUGAUGCAAUUAUUUUUUUGGUAUGUCAUGUCAGAAACUUAGCUGUGCUAUUGAUCCUUCAUGUGUAUAGUCUUUGAUUUGGUCACUUCCACAUGCUUGGUCAGACACCAAUGUCUAAAUCCUUGUAGAGCGGUGUUUCUCCAAGCACAAAGAAGAUCAUCUUGUGAGUCGCUGGGCUGUGAGUGGAUGAAGAACCAUGGUUGUGAGACCUGUGCAGGUGUUCUUAUCUAUGACACAUGUGACACCUUUAACUUUGAAAUAAAUUUAUGUAUUAUUUGUGAUUCAUAUGUUUGCAUUUAUUUGUGUUUUGCAUUAGCUCUCGGGCCAAACCAGGACUUCAGCCAGUUUGAAGAGCGUCAACUGCAUUUUACUCAACAUCCGGAUUAAUAUCAGGAAAAAAGUCAGUUUUCAGUUUGCACAGACAGAAAGCGACACAGGCUGUGUGGAAGAAUGGAUCUCUGAGCGGACACUGCAGCAGCAAACACAAGCAGCAGGUGAGGUGGUGGUUCGCAGACCAACAUGACAGCCAACAAGAGUUCCAAGGCUGUGCCUCGUGCAGGAGGGGGUAAAACUUCCCGAGAAGCCCCCGAAAGGUGCCGGUCCACAUCACCGUGUCCUGUUCUCUCGGGCAGCCAGGGGCAGAGCCAGCAGCCGCUCCUCAGCGACGGUGACUCUGGGAAGCAGGCGAGGUACGUCCGCACUGACGGCAGAUUCCUGGUACGUACUGGCUGGAAGAGCAAGACAGCCAGCUUGUGCAGCGGUGCAUUACUCACAGGUGACUCUGAGUUCCAAGGCCGUCUGGUCAAGUCAAAGAGCAUCAGCUGUCUGGACAACAGGCUCUCCAUCUACAAGCCCCCAGGUCAAACUAAAACCUGUCAGGACAGUCACGGUGCCCAGGAAGAGAGGGACAAACAAGGGGAUCACUCUGUGGGAAGUGGACUUAAUGGAAGGCCACUAACCUGGAGCACACUGUCACUGGGACCUUCCUCUGUCCAAAGCCACAAACGUACCCUCUCACUCACGCGCUCCGUAGCAGGUGUUCCCCCCGCCACCAUCCGUAAAAAGAUCUCAGAAUGGGAGUGCAGAAGGGUUUCUCUGCCUAGGAUGAGCUUGUGUCUGGAUAAAAGAGGAGGAGAGCGUGUAGGAGGCAGCGAGGGCUGCCCAAGUCUGCUCUCUUCUCCCUGCAGUGAGAAAACCUUUGACUUUAAGGGAGCUCGCAGGAUGAGCACAGCCUUCUCUGAAUGCUCCUACACAGAGACGGAGGCAGAAGAAGGAGUUUCAGACAAAGACAACCUCGGUCGCUUCCAGAAAAGGAUCGGUAAGACGGAGUCUUCUGGAACAUUUGUGCGUUCCCUAUCUGCUCGGAAGGAGACAUCAGCCGUCCUCAAUAGGAUACAAAAGAUAGAGCAGGCCCUGAAAGAGAAUCCCAGUCCUCCCCCUCCACGUUAUCUGAGUAAUUGCUAUGCUCCAGACAAGACAAGACAGAGGUCUUUUGUGAUAGGUGAUGGCUUGGACAGCACAUGCACCAGUAAGCGCAGCAGUAUUUGCUCAGUGGCCACUGAGCCAGAUGCUGUGUUGGUGUCCGAUAAGCUCUCUAAACUCAGACAAAGGUUUAGUGUGAGCUCGGUCAGGUCCGAGAGCCCAGAACCACCCAACAGUCAACAGGCCACUGUUGCCACACCAGUCAAUCCUUUACCCAAACCCAAACGCACUUUUGAGUAUGACGCCAAACGGGACCAGGAGGCCACGCCGCCCGCCAAUGGACUACCUCCAAACAGAGGCUCCGAGUCUCCGCCUCCUCUGCCCUCCACCCCUGCACCCAGUGCGACGCGGACAGCAAAGACCCCGGGGAGCAAGUCCACGAAAAACCACGACAGAGAGUCAUGUGAGUCGGAGGAUGCUGCGAGCCCGCCGUCUUCUUCACCGACAGAAAACGGCACUCUGACCACAGACACACAGAAUCGACCCAGUUCCAAAAGCACUUUAGAGGAGAAUGCCUAUGAGGAUAUAGUAGAGAAGGAGAACCCAUACGAGGACGUGGACCUGAAGAGGAAGAACAUGGGUCGAAAGUCUUGCCUGUUGGAGAUCAACAGACCCUGGACUGCCGCAGACAGGAAGCUGAACUCUCCGCCUCAGUUACCUUCCAAACCCAGUAGCCAGUCGCUUCAGCUCUCCAGUCAGAGUGAGAAGAGGAGCCACCGGAUGUCACAGUUAUCCAAACGCUACAGCCACGAUGAACUGCUGCUGGCUGUGACAUCGCCGUCGCCCUGUGCUCUGCUGGACGACGGCCUCUGCGGCACGAGUGACACUCUUGCCUCGCAGAGGCACUGGAGGAUCCCCAAGCUGGUCCAGAGGAUCAACUCCAUUUACUGCACUAAACGUGGGAAGAAGAGGCUAAAGAAGCUGUCCAUGUCCAAUGUGGAGACUGUGUCUCUGAGAGAUGACAACAGCGAGAGUGAGAGCGACUCUGACGACAGGUUCAAAGCUCACACGCAGCGGCUGCUGAAGCUGCAGUCAAUCCUCCGCCGGGCCCCUAGCUACCGCACCCUGGAGCUGCAGCUCAUUGAGUGGCAGGAGAGAGAGCUCUUUGAGUAUUUUGUGGUCGUUUCACUGAAGAAGAAACCCAGCAAAAACGCCUUCUCCCCCGAGGUCACGUACCAGUUCCCCAAGCUAGAACGGCCCACCAAGCAGAUGAGGGAGGCGGAACAGAGGCUCAAAGCCAUUCCUCAGUUUUGUUUCCCAGAUGCAAAAGACUGGAAUCCCGUCUCUGAAUACAACAGCGAGACCUUCUCCUUCAUGUUGACUGGAGAGGACGGCAGCAGGAGGUUUGGGUACUGCAGACGCCUGCUGCCAACUGGGAAAGGGCCUCGCCUACCAGAGGUGUACUGCGUCAUCAGCAGGCUGGGCUGUUUUGACUUGUUCUCCACGAUCCUGGACGAGGUGGAGAGGCGGAGAGGCGUCUCAGCCGCACUGGUCUAUCCGUUCAUGAGGAGUCUGAUGGAGUCGCCCUUCCCUGCACCAGGGAAGCUUAUCAAAGUCAAGACCUUUCUGCCUGGUGCAGGAAAUGAGGUCAUCGAGCUGAGACGGCCCACCGACUCCAGGCUGGAGCACGUGGACUUUGACAGUCUGUUCCGCUGUCUCAGCGUACGGCAGGUGGUUCGGGUGUUUGCCUCGCUGCUGCUGGAGCGCAGAGUCAUCUUUGUGGCGGAUAAACUCAGCACCCUGUCCAGCUGCAUGCAUGCAGUGGUGGCGCUGCUCUACCCGUUCUCCUGGCAACACACUUUCAUCCCAGUGCUGCCAGGAUCCAUGCUGGACAUCGUGUGCUGUCCCACUCCCUUCCUGGUGGGGCUGCUGUCCAGCUCGCUGCCUAAACUUAAAGAGUUACCUGUGGAAGAGGCGUUAAUGGUCGACCUCGGAACUGACCGAUUCAUCCGACAUAUGGAUGACGAGGCCUCGCUGUUGCCGCGGAAACUUCAAGCGGCUCUUGAGCAAGCUCUGGAGCAGAGGAAUGACAUCAUCAAUCAGGACUCUGACAGCGAGUCCGAUGAAGAGUAUAACUCCUUGAACAGCCUGGUGUCCGAGGCCUUCAUCCGCUUCUUCCUGGAGACCGUCGGCCAUUACUCCCUGUUUAUCACUCAGAAUGAGCGCGGAGAGCGGAUUCUCCAAAGGGAGGCCUUCCGCAAGUCGGUGGCGUCCAAAAGCAUCCGCCGUUUCCUCGGCGUCUUCAUGGAGUCUCAGAUGUUUGCCGGGUUCGUUCAGGAUCGAGAGCUGAGGAAAACGCGGGCUAAAGGUCUGUUUGAGCAGAGGGUGGACCAGUAUCUGGAGGAGCUGCCAGACACGGAGCAAAGUGGAGUCAACAAGUUCCUGAAAGGCCUCGGGAACAAAAUGAAGUUUCUCCACAAAAAGAACUGAGGCCAACGCUUCUUCCUGUUUCUAAGUCGCUCUGAAGACAGAUCUGAAGACGCGGCGUCUCGAGCCUCUGCGUCGUCGCGGCGAUUCGCAACCUUUGUAAACAUGUACAUAUCGUUCUACUGUAAGCUGGCUGCGAUGCUCUCCCUUGUAUGUUUAUAGUAUUCUAUGAGAUAGUGAUAGCAGGACGGUACACGGCCGCUGAGCUGUAGAGUAACCACUGUUGUUGUGAGGAGUGUUUUCAGAGUGUAUGUUAUUGAUAUGGGCAUAGAUGUACAGUUCGUAUGUAUUCAUAUGUCUCUCUUUUUUUUGUAUUUGCAUUAAUUCACAUCAGCCUCUGUUUAAGGAGUGUAAGACCUAUUUCGAAAACUGUACAUGGCACCAAGACAAUGAAGAAAAUGAUUGUAACUCUUCAUAGAGUCUCCUGCAAUAUUGUAUUAAAUGUGGUAGUUAAAAAUG
Messenger RNA from Solea senegalensis (Senegalese sole), 5133 nucleotides. It is a transcript of the gene dennd2b, whose product is annotated as DENN domain containing 2B. The transcript has 21 exons. The record is from RefSeq and is a predicted model, not a curated record. Gene Ontology annotation, biological process: positive regulation of ERK1 and ERK2 cascade. Lineage: Eukaryota; Metazoa; Chordata; Actinopteri; Pleuronectiformes; Soleidae. The coding region runs from base 1285 to 4677 and encodes 1130 amino acids.